UCACAGCCUCUGUUUCAAGUUCAUUUACUUCUGAAAACAACCGCUCCUCCUUUCUUCACACUGUGGAGGACUAUUAUCUACAAGGUCACGUGAGCCAUCGUCAGAUGUCUCCCUCUGUUUUGUCAUGCGCACAACUCUGCAUGAGAAAUCGUCCUCUGUGCCGUUCAAUGAAUUACGACAAGGAAGGAAGCAAGAUUUGUGAGUUGAACGAUGAAGGAAUAGACAUUACCCAGACUGGUGUCACCUCCCUUGUUCCUAAGAGUGGAUUCAUCUUUGGUCAACCGCUAAAUCUCACGAAUCAAUACAACGAGUCUUCGAAUACUGGAAAUAAAGAAGAAACCUUUGUCUUCACAACCCUGGGUGCCAAAGGAGAAACAGGGCCGACAAACACAUUUGGGUAUGCAGGAACGCCGCUGGAAGGUAAAGUAACAUUAGACAAUGGCAUCCAAAUUUGGACUGUUCCCGUGACUGGAAUCUACGUCAUUGAAGUGUCAGGUGCUUCAGGCGCUAAUGGCACAGUGAUAGGCAAAGAUCGCGUAUCUUGGAGGCUCGGUGGCUUAGGAGCCGAGAUAAAAGGAACUUUUAAACUUAAUAAAGGAACCCCGCUUAAAAUCCUUGUUGGUCAAGAGGGUCUUCGUACUGAAAAAUUCGGUGACGCCCCUGGAGGUGGGGGAGGUGGAAGCUUUGUGGCUUUGUUAAAUAACACUCCGCUAAUCAUUGGAGGAGGGGGAGGGGGCGGAAGCCCAGCGCGCAAACAAUUUAAAGACGCUGACCCUGGUCAGGCAACAGAGAAUGGCACCAGGUGUGGUGGGACGGAAGGGUCCGGUGGACAAGUCUGUGACGCUGAUACGGGCAACAUUGAUUAUGGCUUGUUAGCUGGGGGAGGAGCAGGUCUAACGGGGGAUGGGAACGGGGAACCUGGACCUGUGAUUGCACAGACGCCCUCAAGUUUUAUUAAUGGCGGAACUGGGGGAACAUGUCCGGUAUCCCAAGGGGGCUUUGGUGGGGGUGCAUUCGCCUUUGUACUUGGUGGUGGUGGGGGUGGGUAUUCCGGUGGNGGAGUUGUUGGGACCUCGUCCAGUGGUGUGGCAGGCGGAGGGGGCUCGUAUAAUAACGGAACAAAUCAGCUGAACAUGGCGGGUGUUAAUAAAGGCCACGGGAAAGUUAUAAUCAAGUUCAAGCCUUGAGACAACACUAUCACUGGAUAUGCUUAUUUAGUUGUCAUAUAAUUCAUGAACUCUAAGAGAUGGACCAUUAUACUUUUGCGGGGAGUGGGCUGGGUGAUUUGAUAUAAACAUGAGUUUUUAUGUUUAAUCCUUGCACGAACUAGGAGUUUUUUUCUCGGGAAAUGGAUGCAUGAUAUUCUAUUCUCCCUGCAACAUGCCUUUUGUCGGCUCACUGAAUGUGCAUGACACUUUUUUCGUCAUGGGACGAGUAUGCUUGUAAGAUUUGCUUUUCAAAAUCAACCGACACGCGUCCCAGACCCCCUUAAAAGUCAUAUGGUCCACCCUUAACAACGUGUGGUGCUAGCGCGCUCUGAAUCAAUGAUAAAGAAAGCAGUUUGUAAAGAGACAACAUGCUACAAAGAAAAACAAAGCUGGAAUACAUUCUGAAUUAUGACAACAGUGCCAAGUUUUCUUGUCUGUUGUAGUGUAUUGGGACCUCGUUCGGUGGUGCAGCAGGGGGAGGGGGAUCGUAUAAUAGCGGAACAACUCAACUGAACAAGGCGGGGGUUAAUAAAGACCACGGGAAAGUUAUAAUUACGUUUGAAACUUGAAGCAACACUUUCUUGGAUAUGUUUUGAAGUUGUCAUGUAUUUUACGACCUCUAACAAGGUGCUGUACUUUAACUCAAUGAUAAAGAAAACAGUUUGUAAAAAGAACAACGUGCUACUAACGGUCACAAGUUGUCUGUUCUAGUGUAUUGCUUACUAUAGCAACAGGGUUAGGCUAAUGUGCUGUGAUAUUGUGAAACUACUGUAUGAUGUAAAACUGCUAAUGCUAUGUAGAAGUAUAGUUUCUUGGGUAUAAAUAAUGCUUAUGAUGAAUAAAAAUUAAAGAAUUACAUGUGACAAUGAAAUGGAGUGCU
Messenger RNA from Orbicella faveolata, 2088 nucleotides. RefSeq lists its product as uncharacterized. Lineage: Eukaryota; Metazoa; Cnidaria; Anthozoa; Scleractinia; Merulinidae. The record is from RefSeq and is a predicted model, not a curated record.